AUGCGGCGCGCGCGGCCGGAGGCCGGGGAGCUCAACCCUACACGCCACCGAACGUGCGCGCGCCAUCCCGACGUAAAUAAGACGCGCGCAUGUGUGUCUCCAGUGAAGAAUGAUGAGUUGGAGCCGGAGCCGGAGCCGUCGACCAGACUGUACGCGUGGGUGCGGGUGCGGGUGCGGGAUGAUAAGGUCGAGGAGAUCAAUGAGAGUCAAGCGAAGAGGAAUCAGAGGACGGGUAACUACAAGAUCUCUAUAUCACUAUAUAAGGGACGUGCGCGCCCGGUGCUUCUUCAUCCUGAUCCCUUGAAGCAGCUCUCUCUCCCUCUCUCCCCCCCUCUCUCUCUCUCUCUCCAUUUGAAGCGAACCUUCAUAGAAUUAGUACGUGGAGGAUUAACUGCAGAGACAAUCAGAGAGAGGGACAUAAUGUCGAGGGAGCGCAAGAAGGCGGCUGCUCUACAGGAGAAGAUGCAGAUUCUGCGCUCCAUCACUCAUUCCCACGCGCUGAGCAAUCCUUCCAUAGUCAUGGACGCGUCGGAGUACAUCAAGGGGCUGAAGCAGAAGAUCGCCAGGCUCAAUCAGGAGAUCGCACGCGAGGAAGACGCACACUCGCGCAAGCAGAACUCUUUCCCCACGGUGAGCGUUGAAGCCCUAGGGCAUGGGUUCCUCGUGAACGUGUCCUCCGACAAGAGCUGCCCUGGGUUGCUCGUCGCCGUGCUGGAGGCGUUCGAGGAGCUGGGCCUCACCGUGCUCCAGGCCACGGCGUCUUGCGCCGAUACGUUCCGCCUCGAGGCCGUCGGAGGAGGAGAGAACCAGGCGGGGAGUGUGGAUGAGGGUGUCAUCAGGCGGGCGGUGCAGCAGGCCAUCACCAACUGCGGCGCGGAGCAAGGGGAUCAGUAGCACCCCCACAUUUUCUUCUCGAUCGAUCUGCCCUUUGCAAAGUUUUAUGGCUCUUCUCUCGAUCUAACGGAUGAGCUGCGAUGAUAUAUGCAUCCAGUUCAAUCUUUAGCAAUUCACCUUGUACUAUCUGUUGAUGAGUGAUGAUGAUGGUAAUUCUAUGGAAAUUGUAGGUA
Messenger RNA from Hordeum vulgare subsp. vulgare (domesticated barley), 1067 nucleotides. RefSeq lists its product as uncharacterized. Gene Ontology annotation, molecular function: sequence-specific DNA binding; protein dimerization activity; DNA-binding transcription factor activity. The transcript is spliced from 6 exons. Gene Ontology annotation, cellular component: nucleus. The record is from RefSeq and is a predicted model, not a curated record. Gene Ontology annotation, biological process: regulation of DNA-templated transcription. Lineage: Eukaryota; Viridiplantae; Streptophyta; Magnoliopsida; Poales; Poaceae. Bases 1 to 894 code for a protein of 297 amino acids.